ACUAAAUCAAGCCUACGCUCCGAUAUAUCAUGGCACCCAAACCACCACAACCCAUGGACGUCCUAAUCGUCGGCGCUGGCUUUGGCGGAAUCGGCCAAGCCUACUCCCUGCGCAAUCUAGGGCUCUCUAUGAAACUAAUCGACUCCCUUCCCGACGUCGGCGGAACAUGGCUCACGAAUAUCUAUCCCGGCGCCCUGAGUGAUACGGAAAGCUUUGUUUAUCGCUUCUCGUGGGAUGCGGAAGAUUUGCGAACCUAUCCUUGGAGUAGGCGGUAUCUUCGACAGCCUGAGAUCCUGGCGUACUUGAAGCAUUUCGUUGAGAGACAUGACCUUCGCAAGUAUAUGCAGUUCGAUACGGAGCUAUUGUCAGCUCAGUGGGUGGAAGAGUCCGAUGUCUGGGAGGUUAGAGUCAGUACAGGAGAGACCUACUGGGCGCGCUACUUUAUCCCUGCUAUGGGGGUCUUGUCCAAGGCGAAUUUCCCUGCCAUUCCUGGGUUCGAGUCCUUCAAAGGACGGAUUACGCAUACAUCCCAUUGGCCCGCAGACCUGGACGUAACCAACAAACGCAUUGGUGUCCUGGGCUGCGGCGCCAGCGGUGUCCAAGUAAUCACCAAUAUUGCAUCGCACGUCUCGUCGUUAACUGCAUUCAUCCGACACCCGCAGUACACCCUACCCAGCAACGAUAGACCCAUUACCCCAGUAUACAGGACCUGGGUGAACGAGCAUUACGACCAAAUCUGGGCACAGCUCAAAGCCUCCUUUGCCGGCUUUGGCUACGUCGAGUCUAAUCGUCCAUUUUUCUCCGUGGAUCCUGGCCGUCGCGAACAACUCCUUGAAGACCUCUGGAAUAACGGCAACGGACUUCGUUUCAUGGUCGAGCAUUUCUGCGACAUAAUUACCGACGCGGACGCCAAUAAUUCGGUAUGUGACUUCAUCCGCAGGAAGAUCCACCAAAUCGUGAAGGACUCAGAAAAGGCGCGCAAACUCAUUCCCAACGAGCGCUUCGCGAGACGGCCCAUCUCCAAUGACGGAUACUACGAGACCUUCAACCGGGAAAACGUGUCCAUCGUGGAUCUAAAAGAGACCCCGGUCGAGGAAAUCACACCCGAUAGUAUACGAACCGCAGACGGAACCUGUCACAUCCUCGAUAUAAUUGUCCUCGCUACUGGCUUCGAUGCCGUCGAAGGCAAUCUCCUCCGCGUGAAUAUCGCUGGUCGCGACGGCAGGUCACUCAAGGAUACAUGGGCAGAAGGUCCAAAGUCCUACCUUGGUAGCUUCGCAGCUGGAUUCCCGAAUAUGUUCAUGGUGAAUGGGCCGAAGGGUGUUUUUGGGAAUGUGAUUCCGGCAAUCGAGGCUAGUAUUGAGUUUAUCACGAAUGCUGUCCAGCGUGCUGAGAGUGCCAAGGAGAAGCAUGGCUCGAGGGGGGUUGUGGAAGCUACAUUUCAGGCGGAGAGUGGGUGGGGCGAGAGGUGUGAGCAGGCUGCGAAGGGGAGUCUUUUCAGUGAGGUGAAGGAUUCUUGGUUGAGUGGGGGGAAUGUUCCGGAGAAGCCAGUUGGGGUGAGGACGUAUCUCGGUGGGUUGGGUAGUUAUAGGGCCAUGGGGAAUAGUGCUACGAAGGAUACGUGGGAGGGGUUUGUGCCGCUGUAGAGACAGCUCAUUCUUGAUUCAAUCGAUUUGUUUAAGGGACACCUCGCUUGUAUAAGAAUGUAUAUUCGCUCAUAGAUGAAGGC
Molecule: messenger RNA, 1729 nt
Organism: Aspergillus ruber CBS 135680
Lineage: Eukaryota; Fungi; Ascomycota; Eurotiomycetes; Eurotiales; Aspergillaceae
Product: flavin-containing monooxygenase
Exons: 1
Coding region: 30-1646 (538 amino acids)
Molecular function (GO): flavin adenine dinucleotide binding; NADP binding; N,N-dimethylaniline monooxygenase activity
Source: RefSeq, a predicted model, not a curated record